This is a messenger RNA of Filobasidium floriforme, 3247 nucleotides long. RefSeq names its product Vps5 C terminal like-domain-containing protein. Gene Ontology annotation, biological process: retrograde transport, endosome to Golgi; protein retention in Golgi apparatus. The record is from RefSeq and is a predicted model, not a curated record. The transcript is spliced from 10 exons. Gene Ontology annotation, molecular function: phosphatidylinositol binding. NCBI's taxonomy places the organism in Eukaryota, Fungi, Basidiomycota, Tremellomycetes, Filobasidiales, Filobasidiaceae. Bases 107 to 3067 code for a protein of 986 amino acids. Gene Ontology annotation, cellular component: endosome.
UCUUGCAGUCGUAUAGUUCGAUCUAAAAUCCAUAUACACAGACUCCUCUCCUCCCCACCGGAUUGAUAAUACUUGAUCGAGCUCAUCUAACGAAACUGUCCCCAGGAUGGACGACGAGGAUCUCGCCAACGUGCUGCGCUCGACCGCCAACGUCGGCCUGCCAGACUUCUACUCGAACAACGACCCGACACCUCAACCUGCCAUUGACGACCCUUUCGCGAACCCGUUUGCCAACCCCUUCGCUUCCGACUCGCCGACUUUCCCCAAGGCUUCUUCUGGGUUCGCUGGGCCGUCGGAUACGCUGCAAGAUGAUAACAGUCCCUAUGUCACCAAGCUGAGGGACGAUGGCGUUGUCGCGGACACGCCCGGGUUUGGAUAUAGUCAAGGUCACGACGGAAAUUACAUUCCAGCUGCGUCCACAUCGGGAUUCAGAGAUGUACCAUGUGGUUUCGAGACGCAGCAGAUGUCUGCUGAUCCUGCGCAGACCCCGUUCGAAGUGCCGGCCUUCCCGACGACACCGUUCGGAACCACAUCUCCUAGUCGAGCCGGUGGGUUCACUUCGUCGCAGGGUGGUGCAUACACUUCGCCAGGACGACAGUUCGAGGACCCGUACGGAAUGCCUCGGUCACCACUCGCUUCGGCACCGACUGCUACCGGGACCACUUCGCCCGCGCGUAUCAGACCAUCGUCUGAUAUCCUCGGCUUGCUAUCAGAGGAGGACCCGUCGAUCUCGUCGUUGAAAAAGGCCUUCAAGGCGAGCGAUAGCAAACAGAACAGUAGCGAAGCCAAGGCUGUCCCGCCGGCUGCACCACACGUCUUCAAGCCGGGGGGUAACGCUUCCCGGAAAAAGGUGGGGAUCAGUUUCGAUAGCGUUCAACGGGAGAGAGAGAAGAAGGAGCGGGAAGAGCGAGCUCGGAUCGAGGCCGAGACCAAGCGCAAGCAGGAGCAGAAAAGGCAAGACAAGGAAAAGUCGGACAAGGAAAGGGCCGAUAAGGAAAAGGCGGACAAGGAGAAGGCGGAACAGGCGAAACCUGAUAUUGCGGGAGAUGCUGAAAAGCAAAGUGAGGGUGAUCAGAGUCGCCUCGAAGAAGCGUCUACAGAUCCGAAGCAAGGGCCCGACAAGGCCGCAGAAGAAACUGUGGAGACUGAAGAAAUAAAGCCGACGCAAGAGGGAGAGUCUGCACCGACUGCUCCUAAUACCGUCCCCUGCGAGAGCAUCCUGGAACAAGCCGCUCGAGACGCUGCCUCGCCUACCCCUGCUGGACCCCACAUCUCUACUAUCGUGGCAGCUCAGAUCUUGGAAUCCGGUCAUCCAGAUCAAGCGUCUCAACAGGUCGCUGAAGGUCUGGCUCACCAUCAGGACGGACAACUCAUCGACGGCGAGGUCAGGCCUGAGCAAGUCGCUUUGCCUCCCAGCGGAAUCACCUCGCCUGUAGUAGCGAGCAGAAGGUCGACGCCCACUCCAGAACGGGAACCGUCGUCGCGAACCGAUCAUGCGGAAACCCAAUCGGUCUUGCCUACCCCUCUCGACGUCAACGCAGGUAUUGAAACACAUUUCCGAGCUCUGGCUCUCGGCGGUUCGAGUCGCAGCGAGAUCGAGACGCCAGAAGCAACCUCAGCAAUAACGGAAUCGUCUUUGCCCAAGAACGCACGAUGGGGGCGUGCUUUUGACGAUACCGAGCCAGCAACACCGACCUCCCGGAUGGAUUCACCGUCGGAACCGCUAGGCUGGACAACCGAGGUAACGCUUCCUCAGCCAACGAUGCCAACGUCUGCGUAUGCUCCGCCAUCACCGCCGACUUGGCAAUUAGGAUCAAGCACUGAUGCUCAGGGGCAACCCUCGGGCGCUUACACGCAACCACCGGACGAAACGUAUGAAGAUCUUCAGGCAAUUCCCGCCGAAGCCUCGGAGUCGGUCAGGUCGCCGACGAGAAAUCGUCUACUGACGCAGCCCGUGUUCACAAUCUCGAUCAGCGAUCCAACCAAGGUUGGAGACCCAGUGAGGGGUUAUAUUGUUUAUACCGUCACGACCCGUACAACCUCUCCUCAUUACAAGAGAGGCGAGUUCUCCGUACUGAGGCGGUUCUCGGAUUUCCUGUGGCUGGUCGAAGCCGUCUCUCACAACAAUCCGGGCGUGGUGGUACCACCGAUGCCAGACAAACAUGCCUUUGGUCGAUUUGAAGAACAGUUCGUAGAGACCCGAAGAUCUGCACUGGAGCGAGCACUGGGCAAGAUGGCGAACCAUCCCGUGCUUAGCUUGGAUCCGGACCUCAAGCUGUUUUUGAGCAGUGACGCGUUUACGAUAGAUGUCAAGCAUCGCCGACAAGAAAUGACACAAGAGAAACAAAGCGUGCUAGCUUCCAUUGGCGGAACCAUAGGAGGCCCGCGAUUUGUCGAACAAGACGAGUGGUUUAUCAAACAAAAGCAGUUGCUCGAUUCGCUAGAAUCACAGAUCAAGAGCCUUGUUAAAGCACUAGAAACAAGUUCCAAACAGCGACUUGACCUUGUCAACGGCUUUGCUGUUCUCUCGGAGGCUCUACAGGCUUUGGCAGAGUCGGAUCUGUCCUUGGCAUUAUCGCAGGUGCUACACCGUUUCUCCCAAUUGAGCGAAGAAGAGCGCUCUCUACAUGAAAAUCAGGCCAAGAUGGAUGUAGUCCGCUUGCUCAACGUUGCAGAUGAGCAGCUGCGAUUGAUAGGCUCGGUUCGGGCUGCCUUUUCCUCCCGGAUACGGUCGUACUUUGCCUGGCAGAAUGCUCAGGGCGAGGCGAGACGUACGAGGGUGCAGUCGGAGCGCGAUCGAGCCAAGAAAGGAGGCAAGUAUGCUCCGCAUGAUCAUAAUGGCGCAGAUGCGCCAGAUAUCGCCCAGUCAGACUUUGACGCGGUAUCACGAUUAGUUAAGCUAGAGUUCAGCCGAUUUGAGCAAGAAAGAAUAGAGGAUCUGAAAUCUACGAUGGAGAAAUACAUAGAUGAAGCUGUUGAAACGCAGCAAAAGCUGGUUCAAGAUUGGGAAGCUUUCCACAAAGAGCUAUCCGGCAUUCUUGCUCAACAUCAGCGUACCAGUUCAUGACCGAGAGGAGCCAACUUCUACUCUGUACUCGCACGGCAUGAUGAUAAUUUCCCAUGCCACCCAGAUACAACUUGAUAGCUUGGCGCUGUAAUGUUCACAUAAUCCUACAUUUGGCAUCCGGUCCUAUUUGAGCAUGCGGAUCUGACCGAGCAAUCUCGAGCUCGUUAUCCUUCUGUUUCC